GGAAGCGUGCAGUUGGGGGCAGCUGCUUGCGUUAGGUAACGCACAUGCGUCCCGCAUGCGCCAUGGCAUGCGUAGCUUGGACCACUACGGGCUCACGAACGGGCACACCUGUGUCGGCGGCGUCAACCGGCAGCAGGCGACCCAGUACGGCUCGCUGCCCGAGUCCGCAUGUGACCGGCCUUGCCCCGGUGACUCCCGCCAGACCUGCGGCGGUGGCCCCAUCGACAGCGCCGACAGCACCGGCACACAGCUGUCAGCCUUGAGCCUCUACUCAUUCAACCCCGCCAGCCCCCCACCGCGCCCGCCGCCGCGCGCACCACGCACCAGGCCCGCCCGCCCGGGCAGCGCUGCCAAGCCGCCCUCGCCUCCCUCGCCGGCCCCGCCGCAGCCCACCCCGCCGUCGCCCUCACGUCGGGCUGAGGCACAGGCCCUCACCCGGACGGCCGCUGCCGACCUGCCAGCCCUCCAGAAGGACGUCAGCCCAACCAUCAACGGCAUCCCCAGCGCCCGCAGCCUGCUGCUGCUCAGCCCCACUGCCGUGCCGGUCUUCACGGCCACCCUGCUGGGCGCAUCUGCUGCGGAGCUCAGGGCGCCCGUGCUCGCCUCGGCGCGUGUGGGCAUGGGCCGGCUGGUCGCGUUCGGUUCCGAGGCCAUGCUCACAAGCUGCUGCAACCAGCAGGGAGCUGCGGCUGCUGCUAAUGGUACCGAGUCAGCGGCCGAGAUCAACAAGAUCAUUGCCAACGCCGCAAACUGGGCGCGCGCGGCGGCUGGGGCUGCUGGCCGCAAGGCCAACAUUCGAGUGGCCGACCCACGCCUGGACGCCGUGGCCAGGUUCAUCGUGAGCAUGCUGCCCGACAUCUUUGCCAAGUCCCGCCAGGACUAUUACAUGUCACUAACCACCUUUGCGAAGGGCGGACAUGCGAGGUGCGACGUGUACCUGGUGCUGGGAGCCGACCCGCAGCAGCGCUACGACACCAAAGUCCGCGACGCGCUGCGGAGCUUCCUUGAGAAUGGCAAGGGAGUACUGCUUGCCGGACCCGUGGUGGCGGACGCGGGCGUUUCAGGGGCUGCGGCGCCCGUACCGUCGGACGAGUGGACUCUGCCAGACAUCAUGUUUACGAAGCAGAACGGUGUUACGGCUGUUGCCUCCGCAACGGCCGUGGCACCUAGCGGCGUGGCCGCUGAGCAUUUCCGUGAGCUGCUGUCACGCCUACUGCAGAUCAAGGCCCGAAGCUCGAGCCCUGAGUUCAUCAGCUUGAAGGCGCGGGUGAUGAGGGCACGGUCUGACAUUGCCGCUACUGACAUGUCGCAGUUUGAUGAGGUCCUGAAAGCGAAGAUUGCAGAGUUUGAUCGUGACAUCGCGGAGCUGUAGUAACAUGUGUGCACUUUUGGAGGGCUGCUUGCUUUCCGCUUUGCUGCACAAGCACAAGCGGACAGCCGACAGUUAAUUGGGGGUUGUUAUAAGCUUGCUCCAAAGAUGAAUCCUAGUUGCUUGUGUUCUGCGCGUGGCGCUUGCUUGGUGCUUGCUUCUGGCAGUGGCGGCUGCGUGCACGCGUCAGCGUGCGUGUGCAUGUGUUGCGUGCGGAGUUGAGUCGUCUGCUUUACACCAAAACACGGAUUUACCUGUAGGGUGGGCUUUUCAGUAUUCAUGCUUAUGUAUGUAGGUUUAUGUGAACCUAACCCGCCCAUUGUGAGCCUGUAAUAAGCCCGCCAGCCAGCGCGCCUCUUCCAUGCGUGACCCUCCCACAUAGAGCACCACGCCCUCAGUUGCAAGCGUCGCAGUAAGCCCGUGCACGUGUUGUUGUUGGUUACAAAGUGAUGUGCACGAGCAUGCGUGCUAUCCUGUCCCCUUGAGUACCAGCGGGCAGCGGUUCGGGCCGGUGGGCCCUUAUAACGCCAGGAAACUCACUUUGUGCAACGAAGAUACGCACUUGUAUUGUCACCUAUGCGGCCAGACCCGGUGCUGUGGCGCAAUGUGCCCGCUUGCGUGCCAGCGGUGGGCUGAUGGUAGGUGGUGCUGCGUAGUUUGGGCGUGUGCUUGGCAGGCGCAGUGGCAGAUAUUGCAGGGCAGGGCAAUGGGCAGGAGUGUGGUAGUGGGCGGCUGUGAAAGCCGAUGUUUACGCACGCACGAAGUGUAGAGGGCCCUGUCGUUGAUGGCCAGACGUCGCCCAGAGGGCAAAACCUUCUCCCUUCGUGUACGCGGGGUCUCGCAGGCGUGGGGAGGUCUCCCCAUGUCCUAAACUGCGCAUUUAGCGAAUGAGCCGCGGAUUGGUCUGGAGGUGGUGGGGUGGGCAGGAUCGAUACCCUGCUGCCUGCCUCCCCUGACCCACGCCUGCUGGGCCUGUAUUGUGCCUUCAUCACCCCAAUGUGUCUGCAUGAAGCGUAGGCGCGUGGCAUCCCACUACCCCAGCAAAGUCCUUACCUAAACCCUAGACACGCCCUUGCGUGCUAGAGCGGCAAAACGCAGCAUGGAAUUGGAAGACCCAAUGACCUUGUACCAGUGUGUGCUGCUAUUUGUCUUUGCAAACGGUGCGUUGGGGCAUCCAUGGCCAGGGGCGCUGGGGUGAGGUGGGGUUGGGGAAAUGUGGGUGGUGCCGUGGGGGAGAGGGGCGUGGCUGGGGCUGACCAUGGAUCCAGGUUGGAAUCGUUCAUUUGUGCGUGCCGUUCCCGGGUUGACGAGGGUGCGGGGCUGAGCUGCGGGCAUGCGGGGGGAACUCCGCGCGACCUCGCAAUUUGCACAGGGUGUUGGCCCAGCCACUAAUAGUACAUGAAUACGUAAGUAUUUAGAAGCUGCGCGGGCGAGCACGAGCAAGUCUGCGUUCAUUGGAUCCCGUUUCUCCGGACUCCAUUUUCCCGAAGAGGUGCUUGCUUGGGUGCUUGGCCCCGACCCCGGUCAGCGGUCCGGGAGGUGCUGCGCACGCCAGCAUCCGCAGUACCGUUGAUCAAACGUAUGUUACGACUCUGGCACUCAGAUCAUACUAAGACUUCAGUCGCCAUUACUGUACGAGCCUCCUGUCACCUCAGCUCUACGCCACUAAGGGCCACUACCUGUACACGCCUCCUCUCGUGCUCAGCAAUAUAACAUUGAGUCCCAUGUAAGUUGACUCCCUUAGGGCACGCCCCAUAGCUCGCAUGGCGGUCGCAGAGGCAAAGCAGGGUGUGUGAGCGUCGACCGCGGCGACGGGGAAUAACAAGCUGUCAAGGUUGGCGUAGCGCGCGAUAGUUGUAAGGCGACUCUGCUGCGGGGUCGCCUUGGUGUUUGCCGAGCGCUUGCAUGCCAUGGCUUGGCCAUGACAUUCCCGCUUGCCGUUGGAUACUUUUAGGGUGUAUGGUGUGUAUGCAAUGUGUUCACACGAAACGUUUGGCCUGUGCCCAAAUUUCCCUGCCAGGGACUGUUCAAGUGAUUAACCGGUCCUAAUAUACUGUUUGCUGAAUCCACGCAGUUCGAAUAACAAUAACAUUAGUCAGUUACGUAAACUACGAAGCCGACUUUGUAGCGCUAGCCCUUCAUUUGCGACGGUCGCCGGCGCCCAUGCAGCGCUUGCCGAGCGCUUGCAUGUUGUCGCUAGCACUGACGCGGAUUCGAAAACUUGGCCUAUGUGCUACGGUCUAUCCGAUGCAGUGCUGCCCACGCCGCGAGAUGCAGCCAGUUAUUUGCGGAGGUCGACGGCGCCCAUGCAUCGCUUGCCGAGCGCUUGCAGUUCGUCGCUAGCGGUGUCGCAUGGUGGCCAACGUGGCCUAUGUGACACGGUGUAUCCCAUGAAGUUGUGCCCGCGCCACAAGACGCGCUGUGCAAAAAUCGUAGCAAAACAGACCCCGGGUCGGUUUUCAUGUCGAAAUCGUCCAUAAACCUUUGGCAGCAUAAAGGCGGCCCCGGUACGGGGGCCGCUGCUAGACGUCUGUGUUGUGGGUUUGGAUUUGGUUUGGAUCUUGUGGGGUCCGAAAUCGUCGCUGGCGCUCGCUCUCGCUCGGCAUUUCAGUUUGAGUGUACGCUACAAUUACGUUGCGUCUGAAGAAUUAAUUCGGGAGGAUAACAAUGUGGAAUUUACUCGGUGGAAAAUAUUCGGCGGCCGCCGAGGUCGGAACUUUCGCCAGCGUGGGCUCUGGCGCGCCUGCAAGUUCCUGAGGGUCCUGUAUUAAUGUUGGGUACCCGAUGGAGUCGCCUGCGGCUUGAAAACGGGCCGCCUGAGGACAACCAAUGUGAUGACCCGGGGUCGGUGUCCAACCCCGCAGUUGGUGACUGAGGGGCGUCUUAAAGGCCCCGGAUUGUCCCUUCUUUGUAAUAUCGCAACCUU
Chlamydomonas reinhardtii is the source of this 4295-nucleotide messenger RNA. RefSeq lists its product as uncharacterized. Gene Ontology annotation, cellular component: plasma membrane. The transcript is spliced from 7 exons. The record is from RefSeq and is a predicted model, not a curated record. NCBI's taxonomy places the organism in Eukaryota, Viridiplantae, Chlorophyta, Chlorophyceae, Chlamydomonadales, Chlamydomonadaceae. The coding region runs from base 56 to 1372 and encodes 438 amino acids.